AUGCUUCUUUACGUGGGGCUGCCGGUUAUGUGGGACUUGCAUGAUUCCGAUCGUGAUGGGUGGGCGACAGAUUUUGCAGACAUUUUGACCAGUCAGAGGAACGUUGUCAUUGCAAUCAGUGUCUUCGUCGCGCGCCAGGUGCAUUGGCAGUUUGGCGUUCGCAUACCGACGCUUAGACCCCUUGGGCUGCACGCGCUGGCGAUGCACGUGCCCUUGCGGAAUUCCUCUGUUCUCGUCAGCCGCUUUGGAACCAGUGGAGGGUUCUCAGAAUGCAUGUUCGACAAAUUCGCAGAGGUGAACAGGCACUGGUUCCCUCUACACUUCAUACAGAUGGAGGCUAUUCUCUUUGAGGAGCACCUAGCCUUCACAGGAGACGAUGAGCUUGAAAAUGCGAAGACGUGGCAGGAGCACACGAGUGAGAUCAAGGUGCCUCACAUGCCCUACAACAAGUUGGCCUCCCACCGUGCUGUGGUGUGCAUGCCGUACGACACCAGCAUAUUCCUAUUCAAUGAGUUCUACUCCACCAACAUGCCAGUUCUUGUACCCAGGGACCUAUGGCGAUGGCUCAUCGGGCCAGUCACUUCACCCAUGAUGGAGUACCGUCAUUGGACGGCUGAGGCGCUGGAGUCUGAUGUCUCAGUAGGCCUAGGGCCCAUACCAGGCAGUUCACCCUUUUAUGCUUCCGUCCACCGCCCAAUGGCGGUUGAGCAAGCUCUGGAGUGGUCUGUGUACAGCGACUGGGCUAUGCUUCCGCACCUCAUCUACUUCGAUGGUGUGCCGGACCUGUUCCUCAAGCUCCUGGACACGGACAUCUUGCAUGCAGCCUCUAUCAAGAUGAAGGUUUUCAACGACGAGGAACUCGUCUUGGCGGUGGAGAACUGGAGGAAGGUUGCCAACAGGCUCGUCUACGCUGCACAGGAGGCUGCCUACCCGGAAGCUGCGCGCCAAAGAAUGGCACAUCCGAACACGACGCCAUCCGGAAAACAGGGAGCACAACGUGCGGCAUGA
Molecule: messenger RNA, 1008 nt
Organism: Symbiodinium pilosum
Lineage: Eukaryota; Dinophyceae; Suessiales; Symbiodiniaceae
Source: the annotation of a GenBank genome assembly